Pecten maximus is the source of this 3973-nucleotide messenger RNA. RefSeq names its product TNF receptor-associated factor 3-like. NCBI's taxonomy places the organism in Eukaryota, Metazoa, Mollusca, Bivalvia, Pectinida, Pectinidae. The transcript has 10 exons. Gene Ontology annotation, molecular function: zinc ion binding; protein binding. Gene Ontology annotation, biological process: tumor necrosis factor-mediated signaling pathway; regulation of canonical NF-kappaB signal transduction; regulation of apoptotic process. Gene Ontology annotation, cellular component: plasma membrane signaling receptor complex. The record is from RefSeq and is a predicted model, not a curated record. Bases 1 to 1677 code for a protein of 558 amino acids.
AUGGCAACGGUGUCUACAGAUUCUUUCUCGUUAUCCAUACAGCAGACACCGAAGGGACACCCCUCCUUUGUGAAUCUUGACACGAAACAUAAAUGUCUCCUGUGCAGAGAUGUGCUUCGGGAUGCAGUACAAACCCUUUGUGGACACAGGAUGUGUGAGGUGUGCGCUUUUAAAGUGGUCGAUGAGCCGCCUCCCAGGAGGUGCCCGGGGAAGGACGACAUGUGUGUGCCUAAUCUGAGAACGGAAGAGAUUUUCCGAGAUCCUAGCGCCAGGCGUGAAAUCGCUGCUCUCCUUGUAUACUGUUCUAAUAAAGACCAAGGAUGUAUAGAAGAAUUACAAUGGAAACAACUAGAGGGACAUAACAUGCACUGUUACUACAAACCUGUACAGUGUAGCUUUGUAAAUAAUGGGUGUAAUGUACGGACUCUCAAAAAGGACCUUGAGGAACAUCUGGAGCAAUGUCAAUAUAGAUACGUGCUUUGUUCCUUCUGUCAGGAGGAGGUCAUCUUCAAUCAAAAACAGGAUCAUGAAUCAAUCCAGUGUAUUAAUUACCCUAUUGCCUGCACGAACAGUUGCGAUAUUACCUACUUACCAAGAAAAGAGAUGAAGGAUCACGAACAGGGAUGUCCGAACAGACCAUUUCACUGUAAGUUUUCAAAUGUGGGAUGUGAUUUUUCAGGAUUACAAGAAGCGGUGAGGAAACAUGAAGAGGAAUCAUUUGACCAACACCUAGAGCUGAUCACUGUGUAUACGGCCAGUAUUGACCUCCAAAGUAUGGAGAUCCGGAGGGAACUACAAGAUAUCUCUAAAAGUCGAGACAGUUCCAAAAAUACAGUUGACAAAUAUCUUUGGGAAAUGACGAGCUUAAGAGAGGACAUGGACUCCAAGAAAAAAGCGAUAAAGGAUAUCAAGUUGCAAUGCGUUGCUCAAGCUGAACAACUAAUCCACUUGGAGAGAAGACUGAAGGAUUCCGCGGGGAAAGAUAUGGUGGAGAAACAAGGGAGAGACAUAAAAACUCUUCAGUGCGGACAGACAGACAUCUCAGACAGGGUGACACGGCUUGAGCAGAGUGGUCUGGCUGGUGGUUAUUGGCACGUAGCCGAAGGCGAUGUCGACAGCCAACUACAGAAUCACGAAAGACAAAUCGGGCUUAUGGAUAUCCGCCUUUCUGAAUUAGACUUGCGACUUGAGAUUCAGGAAACAGCAUCGUUGAAUGGUGUUUUGAUGUGGAAAAUACAGGAUUACAGGAGACGGAAACAGGAAGCAGUAAAUGGCAGGACACUUUCUUUAUUUAGUCAGCCCUUUUACACCAGUCAAUUUGGCUAUAAAAUGUGUGCUAGGGUCUACCUAAAUGGCGAUGGUAUUGGAAAAGGUACACACAUGUCGCUGUUCUUUGUGGUGAUGAGAGGCGAUUUUGACUCUCUACUGCCUUGGCCCUUUCAACAGAAUGUGUCCAUGAUAUUACUGAAUCAGGAUACGGGAACUAAGAGGUUGUCGGAUUCUUUUAGACUUGAUCCAAACAGCAGCAGUUUUAGACGGCCACAGACAGAAAUGAAUAUUGCAUCAGGUUGUCCUGUAUUUGUAUCUCACUCAGUGCUUGAGACAAUAACCUACCUCCUCGAAGAUACACUAUUUAUCAAGAUUGAAGUGGAUACGAAUGGCAUCAAUCCACCAUAAUCAUAUCAGACUUGGAGUUGUGUAUAAAAUGAAGUUUUGCUACAUAACAGAACACUCUAGUCUUUGUCCCUCGUCUGAUAUUUGUCAGAAUUGCUUUGUCUUAAGUGUGCUUUGCAUAUGUAUUAUAAGAUACUCUAUGUAAAAAAAUAUAUCUGUAUAUUUCAUUUUGAUAAACCGUUUGACUAAGAUGUAGAUUUGAAAUUGUCUAUUUGACAUCGUACGACGUCGGUUGACAUUGACAAAAAUGUGUAUUUAGGUACAGCAAGCGAUGGCAGGUGAUACAUGUAGGAUGAUAUUUGAACAAUUCAGCUGCUACUGUUUUGAUUGUAGCUUGCACAGGUGGUGGCCUUCAGAGAAACAACAUUCUAUGUACUGUGUACUGAUAUUUGAUACCAUAGUAACAUGUGGGGUCACUGAACAAAUUGUUCGUACAUGCUGCAGAAUGAGGCUGGCUACUUUUAAAUAUUUAAAUUGUGUUUGUAGUUGUUUACAUAAUGUGUCGACCCAAUGAGGCAAUGCGAUUGUUUAUAAUAAAUAUCUGGUUUAUUCCUGAUAUGAGCUGUGUAUGUUUAUGUAUAGACACAUAUUUAUGUAUAGUAAUGGAUGCCGAUAGCGCAUUUCAUUAAUUGCAUCUCAACAGUUUAAGAGAUUUAAUCAAUUAAUGUCGAUAAAAAACAUUUCAUUUGAAGACAUGUCAAUACAUUUUAUUAGCCGGGGUAGUAAGUUCUUAUAUAUUCUUUAGUCAUUGAACACUGAUAAGAUAAGUUUUUCGUCCAUAAAGUAUGAGACUGACACCAAUAACAGAUAUCAAAUCGACAGGGCGGGGGAGUGCGACUGAGGCCGAAAUAGUUUCAUUGGAAUUACAUAAUCACUAUUCUGUUAAAAACAUAUUACUUGGAACUCAGCGGGUUUGUAUCUGUCUAGUCCCGACGAGUGGGAGUCACAAGCCUGGUGUGACUGUCUUUAAAUAGUCAUGGGAACGUUAUCGUACGACGUGAACUGCAUAUCUCAGUAUUUUAAAUUCCCUACGUACUUGACCUAGUUGAGCAAAUCAAUGGGACAGGGGAAGUUCAGUCCUCUCCGCGUAUUGAUAUACCGGCUUAUGAUAAAUUAAUCAAUCAUUUCGAGCUACCUGUAUAGUGUUGCAUAUACUUAUGUAAUGCUAAAUGACGGGUUUCGUCAAAGCUCCCAAUUAUUUUGUUAAUGGCAAAUGAAUGGUUGUUAGGGCUUGUUAACAUUUCCGUUUUUUACACAAAGUUCGCAGUAUUUAUCUAAAUACGGGGAAGUGUUGACUAGUGAUUUCUACAAUCGUUAAGCGUGUACUCAUUGAGUAGCCUCUGAGUGGGCGGUGAAUAUCCUUGUCGGUAGGUCUCAAAGUCUCCAAAACACGUGGGUGUCAAUGUACAUUAUGAGGCGCGGAUAUAUCUUCCAUGUCACUGCUCUCCUCUUCAAAGUUCGCCCACAUACAAUAUUAUGAAAUUACAGUGUGUGUACCUGUGUGAAUACAUAUGCACACAUGUUGCAACUUUAUCUAGAAGACAGUCCCAGGUACAUGUAGUUCAAUGGACAAUUUAGUCAAGGAUGCUUUUUAUCAUUCAAACAGAAUCGAAAAAUAAUAUAUAUCAAAACUAAAUAAUCCACAGUUAAUAGUUAUCUGCUACGUAGCUAAUGUCCAGUAUGGUCAGUUUACUUCUAUGUUACUGCUCUCUUCAUCAAAGUUCGCCCAAAUACAAUGUAAUGUUCGUAUGUUAAUACUUAGAUCUGAUUAUUGAUGUACAUGUAUCACAAUUGAUAUAUUAACUGAUGGAUAAUUAUUUUGAUUAUCCAAAUCGACUAAUACAAGAUUUAUUUACAAUCUGCAGACAUAGGGGCCGAGGGGGAAUUCGUGUUCAUGAAAAAAAUACCGAUAAGUUAAUACAAUUCAGGAAUUUUUACCACAGGAAGUAGACAUUAUAUAUAUGUGAUAAAUGGUGAUAUACUGCUAUAAAAACCGAAACCAUAACGUGACUAAUUUUAUUCAGUAUUCCUACCUUCUAAUAUAUAUAUCAACUAUCGAUUCACAGCGAUGUCAUUUUGUUAAACCUUUUAGUUAUAUCAUUUAUCUAUAUAUUUAUUUAUUUACUUUUACCAAAUGUUCACCACCUAAGAUGUUUUCUAAUUAAUUAUUAUAUACCCUCGGCAAAUUAAUUAUCUACCGAUAUUUUCCGUUGUUUAUACCUACUGAAUUUGUGUAACUGUUCCAUGUUCUAUGUCUAUAUGAGAGAAAGAGACAGACAGACAGAGAGAAAGAGAGAGA